UCAUUUGCAGCAUGGAUGCUAGUCGUACUGUUCAUGGUGAAGACGGGUUUUGGUGAAAGUGAGAGAUGAGCGCGCACACCAACUCGACGACAACCUUUCUCCUUUGAAAAUAUAUCAGUGGCAUGCCGUACCCUACAUCUUACUCCUCCAUCUCGGCGCGGGAAUAUCUCUUCGUCGGCUUUAUAGCAUUCCAGGUACGUAUCGUAUUCCAAAUGUGACAACGUUACUGACAACUUGUAGACCAUCAUGCUGCCGAUAACAGAAUACAAAGGCACGUUCAGCUUCGUCUCGAGCCGACUGUACAACAAUAUCAAGAGCGUUCUGCCCCAUUAUAACGAAAAAGACCCGGAAACAUGGCCGUAUAUAGCCCUGGCGACAAUCGAAAAGCACUGCCCAUACCGGGGCUAUCCAGAUCUUCCCACGGGAGUAGCCUACGAGCGAUCAGUACUGGAGAGAUACGAAGAAAUGUAUUCGGCAGAAGAGCGCAGACAAGGUGCCUCCUUGAACGGUUCCUUCCACGAGAGAUAUCCGUUCAACUACGACGAACACGAUGUACUGAAGGAUCAAGUUGAUAUAACCUCGUCAGAAUAUGGAGGUUAUAUAGAGGACGAACCCGAUGUCGCAGUAGACGAACCCGAUGUCGUAGCAGACGAACCCGAUAUUAGACGCGAAGCUGCUAGACUACGAGGCAAGCUAUUUGACAAGAACAGUCAGCUCAUGAGCUCGCAGCAGAAUCUCAAAGAGUACGAGGCGGCUGAAAGCUGGAGACGUAAUGCAGUGAGUAAUGCCGAAUAUGAGCUGGGAAAGCAAAGGCAACGCGCAGAUGCAGCCGAGAGAGAAUGCAUGCUUCAAAAGACAAGCAAUAUCCAGUUAGUAGAACGGAUCAAGAAUCUGGAGGCGUACUGCACUCAGCUGGAGGAAAACAUUACAGUAAUGGAUGGCGGGCGUGGAAGGAAACAAAUUCAAGUAAUUGAUGUAGAUUCUGAUGAGGAUUUGAUGGAGGGAUUGGGAUAUAGCGAGAUGCGAUCGUCAAGUUUGGGGUGA
Exserohilum turcica Et28A is the source of this 1044-nucleotide messenger RNA. RefSeq lists its product as uncharacterized. The record is from RefSeq and is a predicted model, not a curated record. The coding region runs from base 247 to 1044 and encodes 265 amino acids. Lineage: Eukaryota; Fungi; Ascomycota; Dothideomycetes; Pleosporales; Pleosporaceae. The transcript has 2 exons.